This is a messenger RNA of Suillus clintonianus, 879 nucleotides long. RefSeq lists its product as uncharacterized. The record is from RefSeq and is a predicted model, not a curated record. The transcript has a single exon. The coding region runs from base 1 to 879 and encodes 292 amino acids. NCBI's taxonomy places the organism in Eukaryota, Fungi, Basidiomycota, Agaricomycetes, Boletales, Suillaceae.
AUGCAAUUACUUGAAACUGGGCAAACAUUGGGACACUUUUUUGAGCCACUGUAUAACUCGGGCAAUGAGCUUCUAUCCUUUUGGGAUACAUCAUCAGGUACCGGCAGCAUUGUUCAUUACUUAUCCAUGAUUGAUGUAUCACCGUCAGGUACCAGCGGUAGCGGGCCUUCAAUGCAACAGGAUACAUCCCUUGAUGGACUCCUCACACAAUCUCCCAUCCUUCCAACAGCGCCUUUGCCCCCUUCACACGGCACCUGUGAUGACUGGACGACCCCAGACUUAGAUAUAUUUCUCUCCAAUCUGGAUGUUCAGAUGGGGUUGGAGCCGCUAGCUGGUGCAUCAGAAAUCGCUACUCUUACCAUGGUCCCACUUCCCCCUGCAUCACCGUUCACUGCUGGUACUGUCACCCUGCCUCCAGACACCAGCUCAAGCAUGCUGCCCGCCAUCUCCCUGCCUCCAGAUCCAGACACCAGCUCAAGCAUACUGCCCGCCGUCUCUCACACGCCUCAACUGGACACUACUUCCACUCCCCCUCCAGACACCAGCUUGAACAUACUGCCCGCCAUCUCUCACAUCCCUCAACCGGUCACUACUUCCGGUCACCCUCCAGAUACCAGCUCGAGCGCCGAGUCACUCACUAGCGAACUUCCUCUCACUUCGACAACUCCUUCCUUUGACGUGGAUCCAUCAACGCCUACCCCAGGAAGCGACCAUCUUGAUGAAAUAGAGACCAAUGAUGGAACAGCGCUUGAAACACGCAGGACCAAGCGCAUCCCCAAGCCAUCAACACGCAACGACGCUGCAAAUGCGAUCGGCACUUCUCGGAAGGAAAACAAGCGUCCCCGGGCUGAGAUGUCUUCAUACCACGGAUCCAAGUGA